AUGGAAUUGCCAGAACACAACAAAGCCACGUCGAUAGACUCGAUGCUACCGGCACAUCAGCGACGUACAGGGCGAAUUGGCAGUCUCCACGAAUUUCAGCAACGUGCAGCUCUUUAUAAUGGCGUCAAUAAUGGCAAUGAGACUUGUGAUGAUGAUAAGAUUCCCAUCUCUGCUCUACUAAGGGACGAGUAUAAUGUUUCCUCCGUCUCGGAUGCUUACGUUGAUGUUGCGCCUGAUCGACGUGGUAGUGAUGGAUCAGACUUUUUUGAGUCGUUUCAAAAGUAUGGUGGAAGAAGAUCGAUCUCAAGUGUAUCUCUCUUUGGCGGUGAAAGAAGUCGAGCUUCGGAUAAAUGGUCGUAUUAUCGUCGACAACUCAAGGCAGUUUGUUUUCUAAUCCUCUUAGGUGUUAUUGGAGGACCUAUGAACUAUGGCAUUCGAGUAAUGUACGUGCACCUCCUAAUAUUGAGACAAUAUCUUGCUGAUCAGGCCCCUGACUAUGCAUCGAAACUCGCCGUUUGGACAGCACACACUGUGACUUUCUCAGGACUUGGGCUAUUCUUCACUCAAUUGGCACCAGUUUCUGCCGGGUCAGGAAUCUCUCAGAUGAAAUCAAUUCUUACGGGGAUCGACCCGCGAAUGUAUCUUCCUGGCUAUUUUGACUUUUCCACAUUUCUCGCCAAGGUUGCCGGCUUGGUGUGCUCCGUUGGUGCCGGUCUAAUUGUAGGUACGGAAGGAGCCUUCGUACACAUCAUGUCGAUCGUCACGCACCACUUACUCAAAACACCACUGUUUAAGGGAUUUAGUGUGCAUCUUAACGGCCGACUUCAGCUUCUGGCUGCCGCAUGUGCUGUGGGUGUGUCGUCCGUGUUUUCGUCACCGAUCGGUGGUGUACUUUUCUCCUUGGAAGUUACAUCGACGUACUAUCUAACAUCAAAUUAUAUCAAGGCCUUCAUUAGCGCCGUAUCAGGAGCAGUGAUGCUACGCUUGACGCUAGUGUUGGCUAAAAGUGAGUCAAAUCUUGCGACGCAGGCGGUAUUGCAGACUAAAUUUCCUCCCAGUCCGUUCAGUAUCUGGGAAAUUCCUCUCUACGUCCUUCUUGGCGCCGUACUUGGAUUGAUUUGUACGGCAAUGAUGUGGUUCUUGCGCAAAAUUGCUGAGUGCAGGAGUGAUUUUCGAAAAUCGUCGCAGAAAUGGAAAAAAAUAUUCGUUACGUGGAUUGACCCGCUUGUUGUGUCCAUCUUGACGGCUGUUUUGACUUUCGUACCUGGAAAAUAUGCUCAUCAAAACUCCAUGAACGACCUUGCCGUUUUGUUCACUGAGGGAAAGCUGCCGGCAGCAUGGCAGGUGGUGUCCAAGUACUAUGCGCUUUCGGUUCUGUCGGCUGUUUUCAUUUUCUUGCUCCCAUUGUGCAUCACUUUGAAGAUUCCCACUGGAAUUUGGGUACCAACGUUCAUUGCUGGCGCUUCAUUUGGGCGCAUGUUUGGAGAAAUCGUUGCAACUCUGUUUCCUAGUCUAAAUAUUAUUCCUGGCACGUAUGCGCUGGUUGGAGCUGCCGCAUUUGGGACUGCUGCAACCCGGGCAGUCUCUGUGGCAGUCAUUACACUGGAAAUUACAACAGCAAUGUCAAUGACUCUUCCACUAUUCUGUGCAACACUGGCAGCACUAGCAACCUCAAAUAUAUUCAAGGAAAAGUCCGUUUACGACACACUGUUAAUCGUAAGUGGUAUACCAUUCCUUCCUCUGAUCGACUUUGAACCGACUAUGGCAGCAGGCGACAUUGUGGAACCGUGUUUAGUUUACAUACAAAAACGAACAACAAUCGCUCGCAUUUUGCUUGCACUCCAGCGUUUACCACAUCAGGAGAUUCCGGUAGUGAAAGAUGAAGCAACGAUGGUUUUACUGGGUGUUGUAAGUGGAUCGCAGUUGCGAAGGUUUGUGCGAAAUCACUACGCGACAAAUAAUCUCGGCGGUAUUGAUGAAGACCUUGGUGAAAAGCCUCAGAAGGAUGCGACGUUACUGUCAUGGGCUACAUUGAAGGAUAAACUCACGCAUCAUACUUUGGCUGCUAACAUUGGAGGUUUUAACGGAAUUGGUUCGAUUGAUAUCACUUACAACAUCUUGUCAACGCAACAACAUCAUCAUGUGAUUAAAGAUGGAGCUCAACUUCCAUUUGUCAUGGAUGAUUCGAAAAUGUUAGGGCUCUUGAAUGAAGGUUGGGAGAGUCCAAAAGCGAAAAAGCUUAAUGUUCCUGUGAAGAUAACGGAAGGACAUAUUUGUAUUAUCCGUCCCAUGGCAAUGACGAUUUCAAGUAAUACACCUUUGGACGAUCUUCACAUGAUUUUUACAAUGUUACGAUGUGAUCAUUGUUUUGUAUGUGAUCAUGGAGCUUUAAAAGGUGUUGUUACGACCAAAGGACUUUUACGCUCUGGUAAAUUUGCUGCAUCGACAUAG
Peronospora belbahrii is the source of this 2451-nucleotide messenger RNA. The record is from the annotation of a GenBank genome assembly. NCBI's taxonomy places the organism in Eukaryota, Oomycota, Peronosporomycetes, Peronosporales, Peronosporaceae.